AUGGUGACCCCGAGGCUUCCAUUUCUCCAUCCAAAUUUCAUACGCGUCGCGCAGUCAUAUAAAGAUCUUCCGGCCGCACCAUUCGAUUUCCUUUCAGCGGUGGCUCUAGCCUUCACGCCGGUUUCUAUACUAGUCUACAAUACAAUCAACAAGUGCAUCCACAGUACAACUGCUCAUAUGCCAAGCCAAGCCUCCAUCCAUGCAGGCGAUCGAAGGACGCUCGACGAAGUCACAUUGUCCGGAGAAGGCGAUCAAAGCAGCAGUGAGAGGAACAACAUUUUGCCAGACCAGCAGCUUGAAGAUGCCAAAAGGGUGACUACAAUUACAUUCUUUUCAACAUCAUUCGAUAAGCAAGCUUUUCUAGAUUCGAAGCAAGGCAACUCGUUGUUAAAUUCAGAGCAGCAAGAGGAGCAUGCAAUGGGCAAUGAUGGGGCCCAAGAUACCUCUACCUCUUCCGCUCGUCUUGUACGGACGGAAAGCAAAAAGCCACAUAUAUCUCCUUGCCCGAACCAGGGCGCGUUUGACGAUGCAAUCCACAUGCCCACCCCCUCAGCCUAUCUGACCCCCCCUGGACUAAUAAUACCACACAACAAACCCCCACGACCGAUACCAAUUCGUAGCGAGUAUCAACCCGAUACUUAUUUCGUAGUUCGUGAUCUCACAAACGGCGGCUUUACAAAUGAGCAAUCGGUGACAAUCACGAAAGCUAUCCAACAUAUCCUACAAAAGAACAUCGAUAUCGCAAAACAAUGUCUGAUUUCCAAAUCCACUGUCGACAACGAGCCCUACCAAUUCAAGGCAGCCUGCUCAGAAUUACAACAUGCUUCACGGAUACAAUUGGAGCAAGAAUAUGAUACUCUCUCGCAGCGUCUCACCAAGGAAAUUGCUGACAUGAAGGAUAAUAUCAAGGGUAUGUUAACUGACUACAGCAUUGCCACCCGAGAGGACCAACGGAACAUCGACACCUUGCUACAAGAGCUCGAUUACAAAAUUAGUGUGUCACUAAACAGCGAUGGGAAGACCGCAGUCGAUAGUAUCAGAUGGAUGUUGACACGUCGCGCUGCCCUGACUAUUGCAUCUUGCGCUUUGAUGAUUGUCUUCUUCCUGAAGUACUCUUCAACCCGCGCGCAAGAUUCAGAGCACAACAUCAAAAACGAAUGA
Penicillium cosmopolitanum is the source of this 1161-nucleotide messenger RNA. RefSeq names its product CCDC90 family protein. The record is from RefSeq and is a predicted model, not a curated record. The transcript is spliced from 4 exons. Bases 1 to 1161 code for a protein of 386 amino acids. Gene Ontology annotation, cellular component: mitochondrion. Lineage: Eukaryota; Fungi; Ascomycota; Eurotiomycetes; Eurotiales; Aspergillaceae.